UCUCUACUAAACGUACACGCUUCUCUCUCUCGCUCUCUCUAAAUUCCCCUUUUCCUUCGCUCUUUUGAACUCGAUCGACAGAAGAAUCCAUUUCCAUCCUAUUUUUCCAUUUUCCUCUUCAAAUAAGAUUUUUUAGCGCACAAAUUCCACUCCCACGAGGAUUAAAUCCAUCUCUGUCGAUUGUGUUCUCCACGGAGCAAAAAUUUAUUUUUUUCUUUUAUCCUUUAAAUUUCCUUUUCCCCCUCUAAAUUCGUGAUUCUGUGAGAGUUCAGAUUUGCCAUAUAAUUUUUGUUUUAUAAAUAAUUGCACUGGAAGUUUGUUGAUUUUUUUGCAUACGAAGUUUCUUUGAUUUGCAGCUGAAGAUAUUUUAGGGUUCUGUACAAGAAAAACUCUGUGAAAUUUUUGGUGCUUUGUUUUAGUUUGUCAUUAAAAAUCGAGGGUUUCUUGUCUGAAUGGUCUAGAUAUUUAAUCCACGAGAAAGGUUUAAAAAAAUAAUAAUAAUAAUUAUAAUAAUAAUCGGGGGUUUUGCUGUUGAACGUACUACUCUUUUUCAUUCUUUUAUUUAGGUUUAUCUGGAAAAGAGAUAGAAGAUAUAAAAUCUGAGAUGGCAUUGAACUAUUCACAUCGGUCAAUAUUUCCUUCACAUAUUGGUGAGGAUAGUAUGGUGUCGCCCAUGAGGAUUGUGAAUGGGGACGGUUUUGCGAGGACUAGGCAUGGGAGCCGAGGGGAAACCGAGGAGCGAAAUUACGGGAGGGACAGAGUUGACCGGUGCAGUUCACCUGAGUCAGCUACAAAUGAUCUAGCCAACCUCUUGCCUUCCGAUCCAUUUGGGAUGGAUAUAGAAACUACUUUCACAGCCAUCACAGGAUGGCUCGAGGAUUUAGAUGUCAAUUACAGAGGAUAUGUAAGGAAAAAUGAUUAUGCAUCCAGUCAAGAUGACUGUGAUUGUUUUGCGCAGUGGAAUUUGAUUUGGAAAAGUGCCUCGAAAUUCCAAUCUCUAUCUAGGAACGUUCAGUUUGACAAACUGAAUAUGGAUAUUCCAUCUAUUCCGAACAGUCUUCAGGGAGAUAAGUGUAUCCAGUCAUCUCCAGACAAUGCUCAUUUAGAUGAGAAACUGAAAAUGGGUAAUGUGAUAAAUCGGUGUAGUGAGGAGCGAGAGUCGACCAGAUAUAAUUUCGGAUUUGAACCUUCCAGUAAUACGGGGGGCAUUGUGGGCUUUGGCAGUGAGAGUACUAGCGGCAGCUCUGGGCAGCAAUUUAGAGAGGAAGCUGAGGUUGCUGAAAGUUUUGCCAAGGAGGAAGUACCCCAUGAAGCUUUAGGCUUCGCUCUUAGUUAUCUGGGAGUCAAGGACCUUCUGUCUGUGGAAAGGGUUUGCAGGUCUUUGUGUUCAGCAGUCCAAGGCGAUCCCUUGUUGUGGAGGACUAUCAACAUUGAGCAGCCGCUGAACGAGAGGAUCACAGAUGAUGUGCUGCUGCAAUUGGCUACCAGAGCUCAAGGUAAUCUCCAAUCCCUGAGCUUGGUAGAGUGUCCAAGGAUCACAGAUGAUGGUUUGAGGCGUGUGCUUGAAACUAAUCCACGGUUGACUAAGCUGUGUGUUCCUGGAUGUACAAGGCUUACUAUUGAAGGUAUCCUAAAUAAUCUCAAGACUUUCAACUCAGAUAAAGGUGUCCAAGGUAUAAAGCACCUGAGAAUUGGAGGGCUAUAUGGGGUGACACGUGAACAUUUUGAAGAGUUGAAGCUGUUACUGGGGGCUGAUAACGACAAGCUCCAAAAGCCUCACAAACCACACUUCUAUCAUCGGGAUAAUUUUUAUCUUCUGUCAAAUGAUGAUCGUGCAAUUGAUAUUGAAAUGUGCCCGAGAUGUGAAAAACUGAGGCUGCUUUAUGACUGUACAGCCAAGAGCUGUCAGGUUGAAGAUAAUGCGGCUCAAGUCUGCAGGGCAUGCACACUUUGUAUAUCGAGGUGUGUGCAGUGUGGCCGGUGCGUUAACAAUACUGAAUAUGAAGAAAAUUUCUGUUUGGAAUUUAUCUGCUCGGACUGUUUUAAACAGCCGGAUAUGUACUGAGAUAAACUGGGCAAAAAUGUUGAUUCCUCCAAGUAUGGCACUGCAUAGGUGCCAAGUUCUAAUUCCAGUCUUCAUGGGCAGGGGAUGUUGCUUAUACUUUUAGGUUGGAAUUCUGCCCGUCAGAGAAGAAAGUCUGGAAGGCCAUUGGAUCUUGCAUCCAAGAGCAAGGAGGCUAAAAAAAAAAAAGGAAAAAAUCGUAAAGAAGAAAACAUGGAAAAGAAAAACAGAAAGUGUGCUUUCGUGAAAUUAUUAGAUAUUAGGUGUCAGUGUCAAAUCUUGUACUCUUCACUCGUAUUUCGUUCUCUUCAAAUGGUAUUUUAUCAUUGAUAGUAGGCUGUCAUUUGUGCUUCUGAGAUCCGUGGAUCUUAAACAUUAUGUUAUUAUCAGUGUGAAGGUUGUUUCUCGCCCUUCAAAGUUCAGGCCAUCAAUUUAUUUGGUGACAUUGGUUGAAAGAUACGAGUCUUGAGUCCGAAUGUUUAUUCUGUGCUUAUGAUGGAUGACGGGCAGGUUCUUAUUUGUGGAUAUGAUAGCGUUUUGAUGAUCGGAAGCUUUGUUGAAAUUGGAAACUUUUUGCUGCAUCUUUCCUGCUUCUAGAUUAUGGGAUGUCUAAUCAUCGUUUCAACUGGAGAAUGCUGCUCUAUGUGCUGCGUUCUAUGUUUCGUUAUAUUCUGAUUUGAUUGUGAAGUGACAUUUAUAUAUUAUAUACGGAUACAGAUGUUUGUCA
This is a messenger RNA of Olea europaea var. sylvestris, 2789 nucleotides long. RefSeq names its product F-box protein SKIP14-like. The transcript is spliced from 2 exons. Lineage: Eukaryota; Viridiplantae; Streptophyta; Magnoliopsida; Lamiales; Oleaceae. Gene Ontology annotation, molecular function: protein binding. The coding region runs from base 605 to 2065 and encodes 486 amino acids. Gene Ontology annotation, cellular component: cytoplasm. The record is from RefSeq and is a predicted model, not a curated record.